AUGGAUACCAGGUUUGGAUGUCAGGCAAAGUACAAGCAUGCCAGAGAAGAUAGAAAGAAGCUCCUCACCUCUGCACACAAGUACAUGAUCGAUACCCUGGCAAACAGACUGUGUUUGGAUCCAACAGCAGUAGAGGAAUUUAUUUUAGAUUCUACAUCUCUGGCUGCUUUUGAUGAUUUCUUCGCUGAAGGAGGUUGUAAAAUAAUUAUCUUUGUGUAUCAACAGUUCAAAGUCCCAGGAAUAGAAUGUGGACGCGUAUACCCUGGGACUACCAGAGGUGGAAAAGUAUUAAGGCUGUUUUUAGCCGAUUUGUCUCAGAUAUGCCUGACUGGUGUUUGCUGCUACUUCACAAGGACUAGAGUGGACGUUCCUGUGAAUUUAGAGAGCAUACACGAGAAGCGCAAUGAGAGUGUUGUUCACCUGGAAACAGUAACAGAUAUUGACUUCUCGAAAUUGGCCUCCUUUGAUGACAUGAAAGAUGCAGCUGCUGACACUGACCUGGUGGAACGCCUGGAGGGAAUUUUAAAGCCAUGGUAUAAGCAAAUUGAGCAGAUACUGAUAGAAAGUGAUUCACAGAGGAAAGUAGCUGAUGCUGAAGGACCACUGGCUGAGUUGGAACACUGGAAAAAAAUGUCUAUAAAGUUCAACUCCAUCAUCAAUCACAUCAGAGGCCAUCAGUGUAGGCCAAUGGUACUCGUGCUCCAUCUCAGCGAUUCUGAGAUCAUGGAGAUGUGGCAGGAGAUUUAUGCCAAGAUAGUAGAGCGCACCAAUGAGGCAAAAGACAACGUUAAAUUCCUGAGCUCGCUGGAGACCGUCUGUCAACCUCUGUACCAUGCUGACCCGGUCGCCAUGAGGACAAACGUGCAGAAAAUCAUUGAUGCCAUUCAGAGGAUCUACAAUGAUUCCCUGUACUUCAAUACAGACGACAAGAUAUCUGAACUGUAUUUGAAGGUCACACACCAGAUGGUUACAUCAUGCAGAUCAUAUAUUACUGAGAAUGGCAAACAUCAAAUAUGGGACCAAGAUGCUGAAGACAUCCUCAGGAAAAUGCAGAACUGUAUCAGCCUGUAUCAAGAGUAUCAGUGUCGCUUCCAGAAAAUGAAGAAACAAACGAUGGAACAGCCUGGAAAGACGUCAUUUGAUGUGUCAGAGACACUGAUUUUUGGCCACUUUCAGGGAUUUUGCAAGCAACUUGAAAAGAUUGUAGAAAUAAUUACAGUGUUCAAGAAGUUUGAACCUCUGGCAAAAUCAAAUAUUGAGGGCAUCGAGAAUCUGGCCAGACAAUUCCACACUAUCUCCAUGAACCUGAAAAGGAAGCAAUGUGAUAUGUUGAGUCCAGAGUCAGCUGAAAAGUUCAUGACUCAAAUCAGCCACUUUGAGAACCAGCUACGAACAUUCAUGAGUUCCUGCUUCUCAAACAUCAUCUCAUCUCAGAAAUCUCUGUCCCUAGUACAGAGUUUUCAGAGGCUGAACAUUCCCUGUCUUGAAGAAGAAAUAUCUAACGUCUUGGGCCUUAUUUUUGAAGUUUAUGCCCAUGAACUAGAGUUUGUGGAGAAGCACUAUGACAAACUGAAAAAUGAUCCCCCGUUAGCUGUAAAUAUGCCUCCUGUGGCUGGAAGGAUUGCUUGGGUCAGGCACCUCUACAAAAAAAUUGCUGAUCCCAUUACAUACAUACAAAAGAGCUGUGACAUCCUGUGCAGCCCUGAGGGUCAAGAUGUGAUGAAAAUAUUCAAUCAAACCGCAGCUGUAUUAACAGAGUUUGAGGUUGUUCACCAUAAAGCGUGGAUGAGUGAAGUGUCCAAUAAAGGUUCUGUCUUGAAUUGUAUGCUGCUGCUUCGUCACCCAAAGAAUGGAAAAUUCCUGAUUGGUUUAGAUCCGAAAGUAACCGAGAUCAUUCGUGAGGCCAAGUGUUUGUUGGAGAUGCAUCUUGAGGUUCCAAAAAGAGGAUUGGAUUUGGUUAAUUUGGAAAGCCAAUUAAAUGCCACUCAUCUCCGACUACAGGUGCAGGAUAUUUGUAAAAUCCACAUUGAUGAUGUCCUUAAAGACAUCUCAGAGGUCGUGGUGAUUGAACUCCCAGAAGAUCACGCAUCCUCACUGCAGUACCUAAUCAACAAUAACAAGGAGUUUAAAACGCUUUAUGAAUACUUCUCUUCAAGAGUAUUAGAUGCACUGGUCAGUACUACCAAGUUAUCCCUUGACACCUUGAGUAGGAGAUUAUUCCACAAGGCAAAUACUCACAAGGAGUCCAAUUCUGUGUCUGAGAUGGCCCCACUAAUAAAAUCUGAAGUGCAACUGGUUUUAGCUAAUGUGGUGAUGGUUCCUACUGUUGAUGAGCUCCAACAGGGCAUAAAUCAACUCAUUGAGUUGGUGUUGGAAGUAAGCAAAGGUGUUGUGUGGCAGUGGGAAUACACUGAUGAUUCCACCAAGAAAAAAGAAAAAGAAAACUUCCAUCAAGAAGUUGUGGGAAACAUGGACAUCGAAAAGGUCGUGGACAGUCUGAAAUCCAAGCUAACCGCCCUGAAAGAACAAGAGGCUGAUGUUCUGAAGCAGUUCAGUCCUUUUAGAGCGAUCUGGGAUGAGGACCGAAACCUCAAAAUCAAGGAAUUCAUGGACAGCAAUCCAUCUUUGACCCAGAUCCAAUCUGAAAUCCAGCACUACGACUCAAUUGAAAAAGAAAUUGAAGAUAUCAAGCCCAUGAAAGUUUUGGGGUGUACUGAAUUGUCAACAGAACCAUUGAAGAAGUCUUUGACAGCUGAGACCAAAGCUUGGAAGAAACUGUUGUGUAAAUACCUGAAGGAGAAGUACAAGAAGAAAAUGCUGGACACUAGAAUACAUACGAAAAAAUACCUCAAACAACUCUUGCAUCCUGUGACUAAUCUGGAAGAUGUGCGCCGUGCCAAUGCAGCCUUGUCGGAGCUUCGGGAUUCUGAAAUACAAACAGAUAUGACAUUGAUUUCUAUUGAAGAAGCCUUUGAAAUUUUAAUUAAAUAUGAACCAGAGAUGACCAAAACGGAUGUAGAGGGCGUGUCCAACCUGAGAAAUUUCUUCAACGAGCUUUCAGCUAAAGCUAGAUCAUUGCGAGAUGAACUUGUCCUUUUACAGCCCAAAUUCAAACAAAACCUUCUGGACUCUGUUGGUGAUUUCCAAAAUGAUGUUAGCAAUUAUAUUGAGCAGUAUGAUUUAGAAGGCCCCAUGGCUGAUGGAAUAGCUCCCCAAGAAGCCAGCCGCAGGCUUCAAAGCUUUAAGGCACAUUUUGAAGAUCUGUGGAAGAAUUUCAGCAUCUAUAACUCUGGAGAGCAGCUUCUUGGUUUGCCAGUAACAGAGUACGACUGUCUGGACAAGAAAAAAAAAGAGCUUGACCUACUACAGAAACUCUAUGGCCUGUAUGAUGCAGUGAUGGGCAAUAUUGGUGGGUACUACAGCAUUCUGUGGGUAAAUGUGGAUAUUGAGAAGAUCAACACAGAACUUUUGGAAUUUCAAAACAGAUGUCGAAAGCUACCUAAAGGUCUGAAGAGCUGGCAAGCCUUCCUUGACCUGAAGACCACCAUUGAUGACUUUAGUGAGUCAUGCCCUCUGCUUGAGAUGAUGGCAAACAAAUCUAUGACGAGGAGACACUGGGACCGGAUUACCGACCUGACUGGGCACCAUUUUGAGGUGGAGUCCAAGAACUUUAUGUUGCAGAACAUCAUGGAAGCACCUCUGUUGAAGUACAAGGACGACAUUGAGGACAUCUGCAUAACAGCUGUGAAGGAGAAGGAUAUCGAGGCAAAGUUAACACAAGUGAAAGAAGUGUGGUCUGGCCAGAUCCUGAGUUUAAAUACAUUUAAGGAUAGAGGAGAACUGUUGCUGAAAGCUGCAGAGACAGCAGAGAUCUUCACCAUCCUGGAGGAUAGUCUGAUGGUGCUGGGGUCACUGCUAAGCAACAGGUACAGUGCCUACUACAAAGCAGAGAUCCAGGAUUGGGUGUGCAAACUUUCAACAUCAUCUGAUGUCAUCGAACAGUGGAUUAUUGUGCAAAACCUUUGGCUCUAUUUGGAGGCUGUGUUUGUUGGGGGUGACAUCGCCAAAGACCUUCCACAGGAAGCCAAGCGUUUUCAAAACAUUGACAAGUCCUGGAUCACAGUCAUGCAGCGAGCCCAGAAAGUCCAUAAUGUGGUGGAGUGCUGUACGGGUGACCCAAUCAUGGGACAGCUGCUGCCAGAUCUCCAGAAACAGCUGGAGUUUUGUCAAAAAUCUCUUUCAGGGUACCUUGAGAAAAAGAGGCUCCUGUUCCCACGGUUCUUCUUUGUGUCUGAUCCAUCCCUCUUGGAAAUACUUGGACAAGCCAGUGAUUCUCACACAAUCCAGUCACAUCUACUUGGAGUGUUUGACAAUGUCAAUGAAGUGGAGUUUCAUGCAACAGAGUAUGACAAGAUCCUGUCUGUCCUUUCACAAGAGGGAGAGAAGUUACCGCUGGACAGUCCUGUAAUAGCACAGGGACCAGUGGAGCUUUGGAUUGGGGAGCUGUUGUUACAGCAACAGGCUUCUUUACACACUGUGAUCAAAGCUUCAGAUCUAGAAAUCAACGAUGAAGACUUUGACCUCCUCUCUUUUCUUGACACGUUCCAAGCUCAGGUUGGCUUGUUGGGGAUCCAAAUGCUUUGGACCAGAGAUGCAGAAGAGGCACUACAGAAUGCUGAAGAUGACAAGGAGAUCAUGCCUUACACCAAAAAGAAGUUCCUAAAUCUACUCACAACCCUAAUUAAACAAACGACCCAUGAUCUGAGCAAGUUUGACCGGGUCAAAUAUGAGACACUUGUCACAAUCCAUGUGCACCAAAGUGAUAUAUUUAAUGACCUAGUAAAAAAGCGUGUAAAAUCUAUCGGUGACUUUGAAUGGCUGAAGCAGAGCAGAUUUUACUUCAAGUACGACCUGGAUAAGGUCCUUGUGUCUAUAACUAAUGUCGACUUCAUGUAUCAAAAUGAGUUCUUAGGCUGCACUGACCGUCUGGUCAUCACCCCCCUGACUGACAGAUGUUAUAUCACACUGUCCCAGGCUCUGGGCAUGAGCAUGGGUGGAGCCCCUGCAGGGCCAGCUGGCACUGGGAAAACAGAAACCACUAAAGACAUGGGUCGCUGCCUCGGCAAGUAUGUGGUUGUGUUCAACUGCUCUGACCAGAUGGACUUUAGAGGACUGGGAAGAAUCUACAAAGGUCUUGCACAGUCAGGGUCUUGGGGCUGCUUUGAUGAGUUCAACAGAAUCGACCUGCCAGUGCUUUCAGUAGCUGCUCAGCAGAUCUACAUUGUUCUGAUGGCACGCAAGAAACACAAAAGCACUUUCAUCUUUACUGAUGGAGACUGUGUGAAUCUGAAUCCAGAGUUUGGCCUGUUUAUUACCAUGAACCCUGGAUAUGCUGGUCGUCAGGAACUUCCUGAGAAUUUAAAAGUGCAGUUCAGAACCGUGUCUAUGAUGGUACCAGACAGGCAGAUCAUCAUGAGAGUAAAACUGGCCAGUUGUGGAUUCAAUGACAAUGUCAUUUUAGCCCAGAAGUUCUUUGUCCUUUAUAAACUGUGUGAAGAACAGCUUACAAAACAGGUCCACUAUGAUUUCGGCUUAAGGAACAUCCUCUCUGUGUUGCGAACACUGGGGGCCAGUAAGAGAGCACGGCCUGAUGACUCAGAGUCCAGUACUGUCAUGAGAGUGCUGCGUGACAUGAAUCUUUCUAAACUGGUUGAUGAGGAUGAGCCACUCUUCAAAAGUUUGAUCAAUGACCUGUUUCCUGGUAUCCAGCUGGAUGGUAGCACAUAUGUUGAACUUCAAGCUGCUGUUGACAAUCAAGUUAAGCUUGCCGGCCUUGUCAACCACCCACCAUGGAACCUCAAGCUGGUUCAGCUUUAUGAGACUUCACGAGUACGCCACGGCCUGAUGACUUUGGGCCCGAGUGGAGCGGGGAAGACAACGGUCAUCAACACUCUGAUGAAAGCUAUGUCUGAAUGUGUGAGCCCACAUAGGGAGAUGCGCAUGAACCCCAAAGCAAUCACUGCACCACAGAUGUUUGGUCGUCUUGACGCAGCCACCAACGAUUGGACGGAUGGGAUCUUCUCCACUCUUUGGAGGAGGACACUUAAAGCAAAGAAAGGGGAGUUCAUAUGGAUUGUACUGGAUGGCCCGGUGGACGCCAUAUGGAUUGAAAACCUCAACUCUGUGUUGGAUGAUAACAAAACACUGACCCUGGCUAAUGGUGACCGCAUAACUAUGUCUCCAUCCUGCAAGCUGGUGUUUGAGGUGCACAACAUGGAUAAUGCUUCUCCUGCUACUGUGUCCCGUGUGGGUAUGGUCUUCAUGAGCUCCUCAGCUCUCAGCUGGCGACCCAUUCUUCAGGGAUGGGCUAACAAGCGCAAUGCUGAAGAGGCAGAAAGCAUAGUAAGUUUAUAUAUGAAGAUCUUUGAGGAUGCUUACUUACACAUGAAGCGGAACCUUAAACCAAAAAUGGAUCUCUUGGAGUGCAACUAUAUAAUGCAGUCUGUGAAUUUGCUGGAGGGCCUCAUGCCAACUAAGGACAAAGGGGGUUUGGCUGGUAGCAAACACCUUGAACGCCUUUUUGUCUUCUGCUUGAUGUGGAGCCUGGGAGCCCUUUUGGAGUUAGAGGAUAGGGACAAACUGGAGGCUUACAUCCGAGCUCAUGAAAACAAAAUUGAUGUGCCUCAAACACAGCCAGGAGAGACUAUGUUUGAGUACAUGGUCAACCGAAACGGUGAAUGGUGUCAUUGGAAUAACCUGGUGGGGGAAUAUGUCUAUCCAACUGACCAUGUGCCCGACUACACCUCCAUUCUUGUGCCAAAUGUGGAUAACACAAGGACCUCUUUCCUGCUGGAGACUAUAGCCAAACAACGCAAGGCUGUACUGCUUAUUGGUGAACAAGGAACAGCCAAGACAGUAAUGAUAAAAGGCUACACCAAGAAAUAUGACCCUGAGACAGACCUGUUCAAAUCCCUGAACUUCUCCUCUGCAACAGAACCCAUUAUGUUUCAGAGAACAGUGGAAAGCUACAUUGAGAAACGAAUUGGCAGCACAUAUGGACCUCCAGGAGGACGCAGGAUGACAAUCUUUGUAGAUGACAUAAACAUGCCUAUUGUCAAUGAAUGGGGAGAUCAGAUCACCAAUGAGAUUGUACGGCAGAUGAUGGAAAUGACUGGAAUGUACAAUCUGGACAAGCCCGGAGACUUCAUCACUGUAGAAGAUGUACAGGUACUUGCUGCCAUGAUUCACCCAGGUGGUGGGAGAAAUGACAUCCCACAAAGGCUGAAAAGACAGUUUACAGUCUUCAACUGCACUCUGCCAUCCAACACAUCCAUCGAUAAGAUCUUUGGUGUAAUUGGCUGUGGAUAUUUCCAUUCCUGCAGGGAUUUUCCCCCUGAAAUAUCAGAUAUGAUAAAAUGUCUUGUGUCUACUGGGAGGAUUUUAUGGCAGCGGACAAAGGUGAAAAUGCUCCCCACACCAUGCAAGUUCCAUUACAUCUUCAAUUUGAGAGACUUGUCCAGGAUCUGGCAAGGAAUGUUAAACAUUAAGGCCAGUGAGUGUAGAGAUAUCCCUACUCUCUUGGCCCUUUUCAAGUGUGAAAGUACAAGGGUGAUUGCUGACAGGUUCAUUUGCACUGAGGACAGAGAGUGGUUUGAGAAGGCCAUUACUAGUGUGUUCCAAGAGCAUGUUGACACCAAUCAAGAGGUGCACCCAGAGCCGUACUUUGUUGACUUCCUACAAGAUGCUCCUGAGCCCACUGGAGAAGAAGAAGAUGAUGCCUGUUUUGAUGCCCCCAAAAUUUAUGAAAUUGUGCCAAGUUUUGAGUUCUUAUUGGAGAAGCUGGUGAUGUAUCAGGCCCAGCACAAUGAAGUUGUUAGAGGCUCCAGCCUGGAUCUGGUUUUCUUUAAGGAUGCCAUGACUCAUCUCGUCAAGAUCUCACGAGUCAUUCGAACUGAUAAUGGUAAUGCCCUGCUCGUGGGGGUGGGAGGAUCAGGAAAACAAAGCUUGACUCGCUUGGCAUCGUACAUAGCUGGAUACAACAUUUUCCAGAUAACACUGACCAGAACAUACAACAUAACUAAUUUCAUGGAUGACCUAAAGGUUUUGUACAAGACAGCUGGGGCCGAUGGAAAAGGAGUCACCUUCAUCUUUACAGAUAAUGAAAUAAAAGAUGAGGCCUUCCUGGAAUAUCUCAACAAUGUUCUUUCUUCUGGAGAGGUCUCAAACCUGUUUGCCAAAGAUGAGAUGCAAGAGAUCACCCAGAACCUGAUCUCUGUGAUGAAAAAGGAGUUUCCUCGUAUUCCACCUACUUUUGACAAUCUUUAUGACUACUUCAUAUCCAGAUCCAGGAAGAACUUGCACGUAGUUCUUUGCUUCUCACCAGUGGGGCAGAAGUUUCGCUCUAGAUCCCUGAAGUUUCCAGGUUUAAUUUCUGGGUGCACAAUGGACUGGUUCACUCCUUGGCCAAGUGAGGCCCUCGUGGCUGUAUCAAACAAUUUCUUGUCAGAUUUUCCAAUGGUGUGUUCUGCUGAUGUGAAAGUUUCUGUUGUGACUACCAUGGGGGCAUAUCAUGAAAAAGUAUCUGAUGCCUGUGAAAGCUACUUUGAAAGGUUCCGAAGAAGAACUCAUGUCACCCCAAAGUCCUACCUCUCUUUUGUAAAUGGUUACAAAACACUCUACUCUGAUAAGCACAACUUUAUUAACACACUAGCAGAGCGCAUGAAAGUUGGGUUGUCCAAACUUAUGGAGGCAAGUGAGUCUGUGGCUCAACUAUCCAAAGAUCUUGAAGUCAAGGAAAAAGAACUGGCUAUUGCAUCUGCCAAAGCUGACAAGGUGGUGGCAGAGGUGACAGUGAUUGCUGAAGCAGCUACUAUAGUAAAGAAUGAAGUCCAGAUUGUGAAGGAUAAAGCCCAGAAAAUUGUGGAUGGAAUUGAGAAAGAGAAAGCUUUUGCAGAGGAAAAACUGGAGGCUGCAAAGCCAGCUUUAGAGGAGGCUGAAUCUGCUCUUAAUACCAUCAAGCCUGCUGACAUUUCCACUGUGAAAAAAUUGGCCAAACCUCCACAUCUGAUUAUGAGAAUUAUGGAUUGCUGCCUGCUUUUAUUUCAAAGGAAGAUGGACACUGUCACUAUGGAUCCAGAACGACCUUGUGUUAAGCCUUCAUGGGGAGAUGCACAGAAGCUUUUUGGUUCCGCCGGUUUCUUGCUGUCCCUCCAGCAGUUCCCAAAAGAUAAAAUUAAUGAGGAAAUAGUAGAACUGCUGAGUCCUUAUUUUGGAAUGGAAGAUUACACGAUGGAAAACGCCAAGAAAGUGUGUGGUAACGUAGCUGGUCUGCUGCAAUGGACCAAGGCCAUGGCCACAUUCUUUGGGAUCAAUAAAGAAGUUCUACCACUUAUGGCUAACCUGGCCAUUCAGGAAAGCCGGUCAAGAGUGGCAAGUAAUGAGCUUGCCAAGGCCGAGGCCCUGCUGGAUGAAAAGCAAGCUGAGUUUGACAAAGUAAAGGCCAAAUGUGAUGCUGCCAUGAAGGAGAAACAAGACUUGCUUGACGACGCUGAAAUGUGUAAAAACAAAAUGCAGGCUGCAUCUGCACUUAUUGAUGGACUUAGUGGAGAAAAGGUUCGCUGGACAGAGCAAAGCAAAGAGUUUAAGUCACAGAUCAACAGACUUGUUGGUGAUGUUCUCCAGCUCACUGGCUUCCUAUCUUACUGCGGGCCAUUCAACCAGAACUUCCGCGACAUGUUAUUAAAGGACAUUUGGAAGGCGGAGCUUGUUAAACAUAAAAUCCCUUUUACAGGAGACCUCAACCUCAUUUCAGCCCUAGUAGAUCCUCCCACUGUAAGUGAGUGGAACCUUCAAGGACUCCCAGGAGAUGACUUGUCUGUACAGAACGGCAUCAUUGUCACAAAAGCAACAAGAUACCCCCUCCUCAUCGAUCCCCAGACUCAGGGAAAAGCUUGGAUUAAGGAGAAAGAAAAGGCUAAUGCAUUCCAAGUGACAUCACUCAACCACAAGUUCUUUCGCUCUCAUUUGGAAGACUGUCUUUCUAUGGGACGCCCACUUCUUAUUGAAAAUGUUGCUGAAGAGCUGGACCCCGCCCUUGACAAUGUCCUUGAGAAAAACUUUAUUAAAUCUGGGACCAGUUUUAAGGUUAAAGUUGGGGACAAAGAAGUCAAUGUGAUGGAUGGCUUCCAGCUCUAUAUAACCACCAAACUGCCUAAUCCUGCAUACUCUCCAGAAGUCAGUGCCAAGACAUCAAUUAUUGAUUUCACUGUAAACAUGAAGGGCCUGGAGAACCAGCUACUUAAUCGUGUCAUCCUUAAAGAGAAACAUGAACUAGAGGCAGAAAGAUUGAAUCUCAUUGAGGAUGUAACUGCAAAUAAGAGAAAGAUGCAGGAGUUGGAAGACAACUUGCUGUACAAACUUAGCAGCACAAAAGGUUCCUUGGUUGAUGACGACUCCAUGAUCAGCAUUCUAAGUGUAACCAAGCAAACUGCUGCUGAAGUUAGUGCCAAGCUUGAAAUUGCAGCAGAAGCAGAGUUAAAGAUCAAUAUUGCUCAAGCUGAAUAUCGUCCUGUUGCCUCUCGAGGCAGCAUCCUUUACUUCCUGAUCACAGAAAUGAGCCUGGUCAAUGUCAUGUACCAGACCUCUCUGGGUCAGUUCCUGAAAAUGUUUGACAUCUCACUGGAAAGGUCUGAGAAGUCCAUUAAAACCAAGAAGCGGAUUGCAAACAUCAUUGAAUAUCUGACCUUUGAAGUGUUCAGAUACACCGUGAGAGGACUAUACGAAAACCACAAGUUCAUCUUCACGCUCUUGCUUGCCCUAAAGAUUGACUUACAGAAUAACAAAAUAGAGCAUAACAAAUUUCAGAUUCUUAUGAAAGGUGGCGCAGCUCUUGACCUGAAGACCUGUCCCUCCAAGCCAUUCAGCUGGAUUCUGGAUAUGGUAUGGUUAAAUUUGGUGGAACUCAGCAAAUUGCCAGAGUUCAUAAAUGUCAUAAACCAGGUUUCUCAAAAUGGGAAAGCAUGGAAAGCUUGGGUUAAUCUGGACGCUCCAGAGGAAGGCGUCAUCCCCGAUGGAUACAACUCUCUAGAUGUGUUUGAAAAACUUUUGCUUAUAAGGUCUUGGUGCCCUGAUCGUACUUUGGCUCAGGCCACAAAAUAUGUAGGAGACUCCUUGGGAUUGAGGUUUGCUGAGCCGGUGCUCUUGAACCUUCACAGCACAUGGGAGGAGAGUGAUCCCCGCACUCCUCUCAUUUGCUUCCUUUCUAUGGGCUCAGAUCCAACUGAACAAAUUGAAGCACUUGCUAAGAAACUUGUGCUUGAAUGCAGAGCUAUAUCCAUGGGGCAAGGGCAAGAGGUGCAUGCAAGGAAACUGGUUCAAACGUCCAUGAGAGAGGGAGGCUGGGUCCUUCUGCAAAAUUGUCACCUGGGUCUGGAGUUUAUGGAUGAGUUGCUAGACACCAUCACAACUACAGAAUCAAUGCACAAUGCUUAUAGGGUGUGGAUCACCACAGAACCACACGAUCGAUUCUCCAUCACGCUCCUACAGUCUUCCAUCAAGUUUACCAACGAUCCACCCCAGGGAAUUCGGGCUGGCCUUAAACGAACGUUUGCAGCAAUAUCACAGAACCAAUUGGAAGUCAGUAACCUCCCUAUGUGGAAGCCUUUGCUGUACAGUGUGGCUUUCCUCCACACUGCUGUGCAGGAGCGACGUAAAUUUGGACCAUUGGGUUGGAACAUCCCAUAUGAGUUCAACUCUGCUGACUUCACCGCAAGUGUUGAAUUUGUUGAGAGACAUUUGGAUGAUUGCGGCCCAAGAAAGGAUGUGUCAUGGGUCACUGUGCGAUACAUGCUAGCCGAGGUGCAAUACGGAGGAAGGGUUACAGAUGACUAUGACAAACGGCUGCUCAAGUGUUUUGCACGCGUGUGGUUCAGUAAAAAGAUGUUUGACAAUCUGUUUUGCUUCUACACUGGCUAUAAAAUUCCAGUGUGCAAAACAGUAGAGAAGUACAUUGAAUACAUUGAGAGCCUGCCCACUGCUGAUUCCCCUCAAGCAUUGGGGCUGCAUCCUAAUGCGGAUCUCACGUAUCAGACAAACACAUCUGCUGAAGUGCUAGAAACAGUCACAAAUAUCCAGCCAAAGGAAAGUGGAGGUGGAUCAGGAGCGACUCGUGAGUCAAUUGUUUACGACUUGGCUGAAGACAUGUUGGAGAAACUGCCCCCUAAUUAUGUGCCACAUGAGGUCAAAGCCAGACUGGAUAAGAUGGGAGCGCUGAACCCAAUGAACAUCUUCUUACGUCAGGAGGUGGAUAGAAUGCAAAGAAUCAUCAGUCUGCUGCGCACUAGUUUGACUGACCUGAAGCUGGCCAUUGAUGGAACUAUUAUAAUGAGCGAGAACCUCCGUGAUGCCCUUGACAAUAUUUUUGAUGCUCGUGUGCCAAACUUGUGGAGGAAAAUCUCCUGGGAAUCAUCCACACUGGGCUUUUGGUACACUGAGCUUAUUGAGAGAAACAAGCAGUUCAACUGUUGGGUGUUUAAAGGAAGGCCAAAAACAUUCUGGAUGACAGGAUUCUUCAACCCUCAAGGUUUUCUUACCGCUAUGAGACAAGAAGUAACAAGGGCAAACAAAGGCUGGGCUCUGGACACAGUCACCUUGACCAACAAUGUACUAAAGCAAGCAAAGGAGGAGAUCACAGCCUCACCCACAGAGGGAGUUUAUGUGUACGGUCUGUACCUGGAUGGUGCUGGCUGGGACAGGAAGAACACCACACUGAUUGAGUCCUCACCCAAAGUGCUUUUCACACCUUUGCCUGUCAUCCACAUGUUUGCUGUUAACUCCACUGCCCCGCCAGAUCCCAAGCUUUAUGUCUGCCCCAUCUACAAGAAACCAAGGCGCACAGACCUCAAUUACAUCACAGCAGUAGUGUUGCCUACCGUCCAGUCACCAGACCACUGGAUCAUGCGCGGGGUUGCCUUGCUUUGUGAUGUCAAAUAA
Labrus mixtus (cuckoo wrasse) is the source of this 12990-nucleotide messenger RNA. RefSeq names its product dynein axonemal heavy chain 8-like. Gene Ontology annotation, molecular function: dynein light intermediate chain binding; ATP hydrolysis activity; minus-end-directed microtubule motor activity. The record is from RefSeq and is a predicted model, not a curated record. The transcript is spliced from 87 exons. Gene Ontology annotation, biological process: microtubule-based movement. The coding region runs from base 1 to 12990 and encodes 4329 amino acids. Gene Ontology annotation, cellular component: dynein complex. Lineage: Eukaryota; Metazoa; Chordata; Actinopteri; Labriformes; Labridae.